AUGGCACAAGUGAUGCAAUAUCAACAGAUGUGCAUGCCAACGAUGUCGCCCAUGCCAGGCAUGACGCCGAUGUCCGGCUUACCGAUGCCGAUGCAUCAACCAACCGCGAUGGAUUACGGUGGUCCAAGCAUUCACUAUCAGCCUUAUAAUCCGGCUUUGAGCAGUCAUCACCUUCAGACCAGCCAAUCCAGCUAUUGGUAUACCGGAUCCACGAGUCACAGUCAAAUUACCGAGCCGCUUACGCCUCCUGCUUACACAAUGCCGACUGUACCGCCGACCAGCACAGCCUCGUGGACCACGCAAACUCAUCUUCCUCAGCCUCAGCUCACAACGAUCCCGACGAUUCAACAUUAUUCGUUGCCGCCGAGCCCGCCGGAACUUCCGCCGAGCCCUCAGGACCACGCCAGCCCUUAUCAAUGGCCGUUGACGCCGCCGUCGGAGCAUCAUUUCUUAACCGCUACGGAGGAACCCGGAAAAUCUGGCAGAAAAUGCACCAGAUGCAGAUGUCCAAACUGUCAAACGGACAGUGGAGCGCAUUUAGGCGUGGACGGAAAACGACAACACCUGUGCCAUGUGCCUGGUUGCGGCAAAGUGUACGGGAAAACGUCUCACCUGAAGGCGCAUCUCAGGUGGCACACCGGCGAACGACCGUUCGUCUGCAAUUGGCUGUUCUGCGGCAAAAGAUUCACGAGAAGCGACGAGUUGCAACGUCAUCUUCGAACCCACACAGGCGAGAAGAGGUUCGCCUGUCCUACGUGCGGCAAGAGAUUCAUGAGGAGCGAUCAUCUGACCAAACACGUGAAAACUCACGAGAACCAGAAGAGGAAAAGUUCCACGAGCAAGAAGGAAUCGAACAAGGAGAAUUCUGUACCCGUGGUGACCGGUCAAGACGCGUAUCCUCCGAUCGGCGGACAGUAUACUAUGAUUUAAACUUUCGAACACGCGGGAUGCGUGGCUCGUUCGAAAACUACGUGACUGGGUGGAGAUCGCGC
Dufourea novaeangliae is the source of this 992-nucleotide messenger RNA. Its product is annotated as transcription factor Sp5-like. The transcript has 2 exons. The coding region runs from base 1 to 930 and encodes 309 amino acids. Gene Ontology annotation, biological process: regulation of transcription by RNA polymerase II. NCBI's taxonomy places the organism in Eukaryota, Metazoa, Arthropoda, Insecta, Hymenoptera, Halictidae. The record is from RefSeq and is a predicted model, not a curated record. Gene Ontology annotation, molecular function: DNA-binding transcription factor activity, RNA polymerase II-specific; RNA polymerase II cis-regulatory region sequence-specific DNA binding.